AUGCCUCGACAUAGUAAAAACAAUACGGCACUCUCAUUCUUUACGUAUGCGGAAGGAAAAGCGUUGGAAUAUGGGACAAAGAAGCAACGUUUGGGUAGAGAAUCCAUGAGAGAAUAUGAUGCAUGCUUCCUCUGUCUACAGAGGGCCCGUGAUCCGGUUUGUUGCACUCAAGGGCAUCUAUUCUGUCGAGAAUGCAUAUUGGAAAACAUUUUGGCACAAAAAAAGGAGAUUAAACGACAACAGCUUAUUCUUGAAUCGAGGGUAAAAGAUGAAGCGGAGGAAGCUAAACGUAAGGAAGAAUUGGCUAAAGAGGCAGUGAUUCAGGAUUUUGAACGUCAACAAGUUCGAAUUGCUCCGUUUGGACCAAGUGGUAGCUCGAAUGACGUUCAAAAAACCAGUGAUAAUAAUAAAUCUCUCGAAUUAAUAAGGAGCGAUAGUCGUUCGGCAAGAUCCAAUAAGGGUGCAGAGUCAUCUCAGACGGGGAAAAAAAGAAGCUUUCAACUUGAUGAGGAGGAAAUUGCGGCAAUAGCGGAACGUGAUGUGGAAGAGGCAUCAAAAAAAUUGGAAGAGGAGAGGUUAGCCGCAACGAAACCCAAAUUGCCAAAUUUCUGGCUGCCAUCGCUCACAUCCUCCGCAGACCCCGAUAAGAUAAAAUCGGUGAAGUUGCAGACUAUGUGUACCUGUAAAAAACUUGAUUCCAACAAAAUUUACAGAGGAUAA
This is a messenger RNA of Acaulospora colombiana, 720 nucleotides long. The record is from the annotation of a GenBank genome assembly. NCBI's taxonomy places the organism in Eukaryota, Fungi, Glomeromycota, Glomeromycetes, Diversisporales, Acaulosporaceae.